AAACUUUUCCUUCGCUCACAUUCUUCCACGUAUCCGCCCAACUACCAGACCCCCCUGCCUACCCCCUGCUUGAACUGCUCAUUUUAUAGUUCACACUGUCAGCAAAUCACCAAAAACCACGCAGAGCACACAGUGAAAUUUGGCUUUUCUUUCGCCGUGGGCCAAAAUUUUCACUCUUUUGCUCCACAAUUUGCGUUUCUGCUAGGAUCUGUCCACGUACGGGCACGAAGGAAGUAGGAAUUUGAUUUUUUGUUGACAAGGUUCCGCCAUGGACGCAGCUGCGCAGCUCGUCUACUGCGGAAUCGAUCCUCUGUAUCGCUCCUCGCGGUUUUCUUCUGCCGUUUUGAAUAGCAAGGCAAGGAAUUCCAGGUUUUUUCCAAGAAUUAAGAAAAACGCCGUUGUGAAGGCCAUUGCUACCGAGCCUAGACCGUCCGACACUAAGCCUCCAACAGUCGUUAAUGGGUCUCCCAAAACGGCGUCGUACAAGCCCGUCAACGGUGCAUCUCCUAGAAUUCAAGAUGUCUCGCAGGAGAUCAAACGGGUAAGGGCGCAGAUGGAAGAAAAUGAAGAGUUGGCUAUCCUUAUGAGGGGGCUUCGGGGUCAGAAUUUGAAGGACACAUUGUUUGCUGAUGACAAUAUCAAGCUCCGUCUAGUUGAGGUUGAUGAGAGCAGUGAGUUUUUGCCAUUAGUGUAUGAUCCAGAUAGCAUUGCAGCUUAUUGGGGAAAGCGGCCACGUGCAGUUGCUACUCGUAUCGUUCAGUUAAUGUCUGUUGCUGGAGGCUUUCUCUCUCGUCUUGCCUGGGAUCUGAUAAAUAAUAAGAUAAAAGAGAAUGAGGUCGCUCGUGCCAUUGAAUUGAGGGAGAUAGUUACCUCUUUGGGUCCAGCAUACAUAAAACUUGGGCAAGCGUUGAGCAUCCGACCUGAUAUACUGUCACCUUCUGCAAUGGUUGAACUACAGAAGCUUUGUGAUAAGGUUCCAUCAUUUCCCGAUGAUGUUGCUAUGGCUCUUAUUGAAGAGGAGCUUGGACAGCCAUGGAAUAAUAUCUACUCUGAACUUUCUGCUUCCCCUAUUGCCGCUGCAUCCCUCGGUCAGGUCUAUAAAGGCCGGCUAAAAGAAAAUGGGGAUUUGGUAGCUGUUAAGGUACAGAGGCCUUUUGUUCUUGAGACUGUGACCGUUGAUUUGUUUAUUAUAAGGAACUUGGGUCUUGUUCUUCGUAAAUUUCCUCAGAUCUCCAUCGAUGUUGUUGGAUUGGUUGACGAAUGGGCUGCCCGUUUCUUUGAGGAGCUUGAUUAUGUUAAUGAGGGGGAAAAUGGAACAUUAUUUGCUGAAAUGAUGAAAAAAGACCUUCCCCAGGUAGUUGUGCCGAAGACAUACCACAAAUACACUGCAAGGAAGGUUCUUACAACACAAUGGAUAGAAGGAGAGAAGCUGUCACAAAGUACUGAAAGCGAUGUUGGAGAACUGGUAAAUGUUGGAGUUAUAUGCUACCUUAAGCAGCUGCUUGACACAGGUUUCUUCCAUGCUGAUCCACAUCCAGGAAAUUUAAUUCGGACUCCAGAUGGGAAGCUUGCUAUACUGGAUUUUGGCUUGGUGACAAAAUUGACGGAUGAUCAGAAAUAUGGCAUGAUUGAAGCUAUUGCUCACCUUAUUCAUCGAGAUUAUGCUGCUAUCGUAAAAGAUUUUGUGAAACUUGGUUUUAUCCCAGAAGGAGUUAACUUAGAACCCAUUUUGCCUGUGCUGGCAAAGGUUUUUGAUCAGGCACUUGAAGGUGGUGGAGCAAAAAAUAUCAACUUUCAGGAGUUGGCUUCAGAUUUAGCACAAAUAACAUUUGAUUAUCCAUUCAGAAUACCACCUUAUUUUGCACUUAUAAUUAGAGCAAUUGGGGUGCUGGAGGGCAUAGCUUUGGUGGGAAAUCCUGAUUUUGCCAUUGUGGAUGAAGCCUAUCCGUAUAUCGCACAGAGGCUACUGACUGACGAAUCCCCACGCCUUAGAUCUGCUUUACGCUACACAAUAUAUGGGAAAUCUGGCGUUUUUGAUGCUGAAAGAUUUAUUGAUGUCAUGCAAGCUUUUGAGAAUUUCAUAGAUGCAGCAAAGAGCGGAGGUGGAGAAAAUCUAAAUGGAAGAAUGGCGGAGCUCGGCGUUCUGCAAAAUCAAACAAAUAUGCUUCCUGGUUUUGUGGGCAGUGCUUCUCAAACACAGCCAAUUCAAACAAGAGCAGCCUUGGGAUUUUUACUAUCUGAUGAGGGGAACUUUUUUCGAGAAUUUCUAUUAGACGAGAUUGUGAAGGGCAUAGAUGCUGUAACAAGGGAACAGCUAGUUCAGAUAAUGGCAUUUCUUGGAAUUAGGAAUGUAUCCCCCGUUUUUAGCUUGGUUCCUACUUUCGGACCUAUCAGGACAGCUGCACUUCUUCCCACAAUAACCGAGGAAGACAAAGUCAUACUGAACAAUGUUCAGAAAAUUGUUGGAUUCUUAGCUGCUGGAACUGCAGCUUCGUCAAAUCAGGGUGUAAAUGUUCCUCAAGUGAUCCAAGAGCUACUUCCAGUGCUGCCCGGAAUCUCUGCCAAAGUUCUUCCUGAGGUGCUUAGUCGGUUAUCAUCACGAGUAUUGGCACGGGUAAUCCGUGAUGCACUGCUGUAACCAGAAAAUGGUGGCAUUUUGCUUAAAGUUUGGUUAUUUACACGUACAUUUAUUACAGAGUUAUAUGUUAUAUAUAGUGCUGAACUUUCAAGCAACUAUGGACCGGCUGAUGGAUUACUCAGAUUCCCAUGGAAUCUUGAUCUUGUAUAUGAUGACAGUCAACUUAAUGACUUGGUAACUGUAAAUUUACUGACCAGAAUACAAUAUAAAAGCUGACAUGAUUUCCCCUA
Messenger RNA from Sesamum indicum (sesame), 2868 nucleotides. RefSeq names its product Protein kinase superfamily protein. Gene Ontology annotation, cellular component: chloroplast. The record is from RefSeq and is a predicted model, not a curated record. NCBI's taxonomy places the organism in Eukaryota, Viridiplantae, Streptophyta, Magnoliopsida, Lamiales, Pedaliaceae. Gene Ontology annotation, molecular function: protein kinase activity; ATP binding. Gene Ontology annotation, biological process: protein phosphorylation.